UGGGCAGAUGCGGUCGGUACGGUUCAGAGAGUGAUAAGUGUGUUGGAAGUAGUAAAUGUCUUAUCCAGGAAUAUUGGGUGGAUGAUUAAGCUAUAAUAGUAAUAAUAUUAAGAAUUAUUCGUAGAAUGUCUACAAAUAGAGUGGUGACUGUUAUACAGGAUGAACAACAUGUAAUUACAGAAGUGUGCAAUUUGAUCGAAAACAUCUCAAAGCAAGCAAUAGAAAAGGAUGAUGUGUUCAAAGUUGGACUGUCAGGUGGAUCACUCACAAAGAUUUUAUCCAUUGGAUUGCCAAAAAUUGAUACCGACUGGUCAAAAUGGAGAUUGUUUUUUUGUGAUGAAAGGGUUGUACCGUUUGAGAGUGCAGAUUCAACGUACGGAAUCUACAAGAACGCACUGAUAGGAACUUUACCAUUAACUGACCACCAGUUUAUAAAAAUCGAUCCUCAUUUACCAGCCGAAGCAGCAGCCAAAGAUUACAUCCAGAAAAUGGCAGUGUACUUCCCACCUGAUUCACUUCCACGGUUUCACCUUUUGCUGCUGGGGCUGGGUCCGGAUGGACACACAUGUUCCCUCUUCCCAGGACACCGUAUUUGUGAUGAGACCUCAGUGUGGGUUGCGCCAGUUACUAAUGCCCCCAAACCACCUCCAUCAAGAAUAACGCUCACCUUUCCAGUUGUUAACAAUGCCGAAUACUGCGUGUUUGCUGUUACAGGAGUAGCAAAGGCUGAAGUGGUCAAGCGCAUACUGAAGGAUAACGAGCCCCUGCCGGCUGGACGGGUGAAGCCAACAGACGGUACCCUUCACUGGAUACUGGAUUCAGAAGCUGGUGUACAUCUUAAGGACAUGUAAAAACAUAUUCGUGUCUGCCUGUACCAUCAGGAUAUCUAACGAAGGACCACUGCUUAGGAGUGGUAGUUGUAUCUGGUGUUAUGAAGACAGGACCAGUUUCAUAUUGGUACUGCACAGGGAAGAAGACUUAAUAUAUUGGGAAUCAUCAUAAUAUCUCAUAUAUAUACACGCAUAUACAGCCUAAUUUUAUUGUAUGUGGACUGAAAAUGUCGUAAUAACGGUAGGUAUGUUGGACAGACAGCAGAAUCAGUUUGACACCUGUUUUAUACCUGUUUGAUUAUGUGGUCAUGUAGUUCCACUUCUAAACUUUCAUUACUGUGGAUGUUAGACAUUGACAGUGUUACAACAUAUUUGAGUGUGUAGAACAGACUGAAGUGGGAGCUGUGACAGCUCUUCUGUUUCAGGUAUCAUAGGUGGACUGACUUGAGGCUUUUGCAUGAACUGAACAAAGCAUAUCUGAGGUCACAGUCUUCUGGGUUGUUACACUGUGUAGCAUGAACUGAACAAAGCAUAUCUGAGGUCACAGUCUUCUGGGUUGUUACACUGUGUAGCAUGAACUGAACAAAGCAUAUCUGAGGUCACAGUCUUCUGGGUUGUUACACUGUGUAGCAUGAACUGAACAAAGCAUAUCUGAGGUCACAGUCUUCUGGGUUGUUACACUGUGUAGCAUGGUUGAUAGGCACCAAGAGUUUGAAGGAACCUGCUGUCUUCAUCAUGAGUCUUCUACCCUGAAGAUGGAUUUAGCAGGUUUUUCCAAAACUUCAAUACUAGUCUGCCACACGACAUGGUGUUACGUCCCAAAAGAUGAUGAUCUGUGAGAAUCUUAGAGGAUAUUUUGGUAGAAAGGUGGUAUGAGAUGUGUGAGCUACUGAAAUGCUGUAUAAAAUAAACCAACUCGGCAGCCAGUUGGAGUGCAGUGGCUUGUACACCCCUUCUGUGACAUAGUCAGCUGCUGAACAGCUGUGCAAACCUUUUUUUUUUAAGUUGUACAGUUUGAGAGGUGGUCAUGACAUACACAGAAAAUCUCUAUAUGAACCUUAUGUGCUGAUCAUUUUUUAUAUAUGGUGUUAUGCUGAUAACAAUCCAGUGCUUUUCCCCCCGAAUUUAAACUUGGUAUAACAUUUUUUUAGAAAAUUGAGGCAUGGGAGGAUGUUGCAAUAUGGGACAGUGGCUCACUUCUGGUUAAAACCUGCUUGUAGUAAGACAUGUCUGUAUAUUACAUUUUGUUUUGUGUGAAACAUCUUCAGGGCACUUCAUAUCUUGAAUAGGCAACCAUGUGAAUGGAGAUUCCUGGUAGUAACUUCGUAACGAUGACAUAAUGAUAUAUAUAUCACUAUUUGAUGAUGUUUCCCUGGAGUUACUAUGGACACAGUUUAUGUGUGUGUUCAUUCUGUGGCCAACAGACAAUAUCUAUGCAAAAGCAACAAAUUUUGGAUGCUUUUGUGUCUACAUAGUCACUUUAUGAUUUUGUUUUGGUGAGAAAUCUCCUCACUGUAAACAUAUGCAAGAUGUGAUGUAAACAUGUAGAGCUUGCAGGCAAACAUGCAUCUACAAUAUAUUCCUUGUCGCUGGAAA
Molecule: messenger RNA, 2426 nt
Organism: Cryptotermes secundus
Lineage: Eukaryota; Metazoa; Arthropoda; Insecta; Blattodea; Kalotermitidae
Product: 6-phosphogluconolactonase
Exons: 4
Coding region: 126-851 (241 amino acids)
Biological process (GO): pentose-phosphate shunt; carbohydrate metabolic process
Molecular function (GO): 6-phosphogluconolactonase activity
Source: RefSeq, a predicted model, not a curated record